This is a messenger RNA of Sinocyclocheilus anshuiensis, 1782 nucleotides long. RefSeq names its product rho guanine nucleotide exchange factor 15-like. The coding region runs from base 1 to 1782 and encodes 593 amino acids. Gene Ontology annotation, molecular function: guanyl-nucleotide exchange factor activity; protein binding. Gene Ontology annotation, biological process: activation of GTPase activity. Lineage: Eukaryota; Metazoa; Chordata; Actinopteri; Cypriniformes; Cyprinidae. The record is from RefSeq and is a predicted model, not a curated record. The transcript has 14 exons.
AUGGAUAAGUCAAUCCGUAACACAUCCAAUGGAAAACCUACCAUUCCACCAAAACCAAACCUUAAUGCUUCACACCAGUCAAGCCACUUUGGUUCCUCUAGCAGAGUGGCUCAUGCUUUGCGUAACUUUGAACAAGGAACGGGUAAGAGCUAUGAAAAUGGUGAUUUUGAAUACUGGGAGUCUAUUGACACAGAAGCGCUGCGUGACAAAACAGGAAGCCCACGGAGAAUCUCCAGUGACUGGGAGCCAAACAGUGACUAUGAACCUCUAUAUCAGAUCUACCAGGCAAAGGUCUUGAAAGAAGCCAGUCAGAUCCAGUCUGAUAGUCCUGAUUGCAACAGGAGGAGUGUUAGUGAAACCCUGGGUCUUGAGGGUCCUGGAGGGCUUGGGGUGGUUGGCACCCGAUUCAAGAGAGGCCCUGAUGAGAUUACACUCUGGCAGGAUUUACCAGUGGUGAAGGAAAGUGGAGUGUUACAUAAACUCACUCGCACUGAAAAACAGAGACAAGAGAGCAUGUUUGAGGUGCUCACCUCUGAGGCCUCCUACCUGCGCUCCCUGCGUGUUCUGAAGGAUCAUUUCCUGGGGUCACGGGAACUCAAUGAGACUCUGGUCAUUCAUGAUAGGAGGGCCCUCUUCUCCAACCUCUUGCAGGUCUAUGAAGUCAGCGAGAGGUUUAUAGGGGAUCUGCUGAAGCGAGUAGAUGAGAGUGUGGUGAUAUCUGACGUGUGUGACAUCAUUUAUGAGCACUCAGAGAACCAUUUCUCAGUCUUUAUUGAUUAUGUCCGAAAUCAGCAGUACCAAGAGAAAACCUACAGCAGACUGAUGGAGAGUAACAGAGAUUUUUCUCUUGUGAUGAGGCGGCUAGAGUCAUCUCCACUCUGUAAACAUCUACCCUUCACAUCCUUUAUGCUUCUGCCUUUCCAGCGAAUCACCCGCAUCAAAAUCCUUAUACAGAAUAUUCAAAAGCGGACUGCAAAGGGCACUAAAGAGGAGGAAACAGCUUCCAAAGCUCUGGCUUCAGUCUCCAAGCUAAUCACGCAGGCAAACACACAGGUGGGGCAGAUGAAACAGAUAGAGGAGCUAAUUCAGAUCUCAAACAAACUGGAGUUUGACAAGCUCAAGGCAAUUCCAAUUGUUUCUAAAACACGCUAUCUAGAAAAACAGGGAGAACUACAAGAGCUAUGUAAAAGAGGGUCUCUCUUCAGCAGCCGCAACAAAUGUAUCCCUGUGUACAUGUUCCUCUUCAAUGACCUUCUCAUUCUCACCAAAAAGAAAAGUGGCUGUCCAGACCGCUUUGUGGUGAUCGAUCAUGCGCAUCGGUCUCUGGUUCAGGUACAGACCACAGAAAACAAUCUUGGGCCACGUUUGGAUCACUGUUUCUGUUUGACCCUCCUGGAAAACCAUCGGGGGAACACCUGUGAACACUUGCUCAAGGCUAAUACAGAGUCAGACAUGCAUAGGUGGAUGACUGCUUUCCCAUCGAUUAAAGCAGCCCUCAGGGAGGAGAAGAUUUAUGAAGACUGGGACUGUCCUCAAGUGCAGUGUGUUAGUCAGUAUGUAGCAAAACAGGCAGACGAGCUAAGCUUGGAGCCAUCUGAUGUCUUCAAUAUGCUGCGCAAAACCAGUGAAGGUUGGUAUGAAGGCAUGCGUCUCUCUGACGGAAAGAAGGGCUGGUUUCCAGCAGAGAAUACAUCAGAAGUAACCACUGAUCACCAGAGACGGAGGAACGUGAGGGAGAAGUACCAAAUCGCACAAGCAACCAGUCAAAACACUCCAAGUUGA